This is a messenger RNA of Adineta ricciae, 8337 nucleotides long. The record is from the annotation of a GenBank genome assembly. NCBI's taxonomy places the organism in Eukaryota, Metazoa, Rotifera, Eurotatoria, Adinetida, Adinetidae.
AUGUCUCCAAUUCAUGUGAUUAUAUCAGGGGCAUCAUCGGUUGGUAAAUCUACAUUAGUCGACGAAUGUAUACAACGUUUCAGUCAAGAUAAAAAGUUGAAAUACAAGAAAUUUCAGCGUAUUCAAGAAGUGGCACGUACUGUUCUUAAUCGAUUGAAACUGACUGGGAAAGAUUUGCAACACUAUAUCCAAACAAAGAAUUCGAAUGCAUUUUGCAGAACGCAGGAACAGAUUAUUAAGGAACAAGUAUCUUACUUUGAUAAACACAAAGAAUCUAAUUACUUAUCGGAUCGAUCUGGUUUCGAUGCCUUAGCAUAUGUUCAUCUUUAUUUUAACGAUGAGCAAAGUGUACAAAGAAUUUUCGACGCCCCAACGUUUCAACACUUGAUUGAUCAGUGUCGACUUGGUUUGAUAUUUAUCGUACAACCACAAGAAGAACUACAAGCACAAAAUGAUGGAAUGAGAAUCGUACCGAGCUAUCGAGAACAAGUUGAGUAUACUCAAUUUUUGCAAGAUUGGUACCAGAAAGCGCAGUUACCGUACUUCGUCAUAGCUGAUCUUGAUAUGACUAAACGCGUUGAAUUUAUUCAUGAACAUAUCAAUGGUCGAUUUCAUUGGUCAUCGUCCGGAAUGUCAAUUCCGCUAUGUUUGCCAUUCCACUUGGACAAACCGAAAGAUUCGAAUUGUAUACGUUACAUUGGGAUCUUAGAUAAACAAAAUCUUCGAAUUAGCUAUGAGAAAUAUGAUGCGAAUCGUUUAGUAGAAAAAUACGAUCCAUCUAAAAUAUUAGAUGAUGCGAAAUAUAUUUCCAAUGAUGCUGUUGAUUACGUGUUAAAACAUUUGAAUCAAUUUGAGAUUCAAGCGAAUGUUGUUGAUACAAUGGAUCUUUUACGUGCAAUGACAUUUACAAUAACAUGUCAUUUGUUUCUUGAUUUACCUGUUGGAUCAAUUCCAAUUGAGAAAACAAAACAUUAUGUUAAUUCGAUUGUUCAAUAUUUUAAAGCCUGGGAAUAUUUUCUAUUGAAACCGAUGGAAUUCUAUAAACAUCAUUUAACGGCAAAACAUGAACAGUCAGUGAAAGACUUGAAUGAAGUGGUCAAAGAAAUCAUUUCGCAAAGAGAUCCAAGUCAAAAUUGUUUAUUUAUCAAUUCAUUAUUUCACGCUCUCGAGGAAAAUCAAAUCACAAAACAGGAGAUGAAUCAAUGUGUUCUGGAAAUGCUUAUCGCUGGAACGGAUACAUCAUCGGUUACUAUGUUUUACUUUCUUCUCGCACUUUCGGAUCGAGAAGAUUUAGAGAAGAAUUUAUUAAAAGAACUAAAACAAGACUCUCAUACAAUUCUCAUCAAUGGUCUAAAAGAAUCUAUGCGAUUUAAACCCGUUGGUCCUGUUAUUAUGAGAUGUGCGAUCCAAGACGAUAUUUAUAACGACAUUCCCAUUGAAAAAGGUACAAAUAUCAUCAUUAAUCUGGUUGAUAUGCACCGAAAAUCGAAAGACUUUUCAAAGCCGGAUGAAUUUGAUUUAAUCAAUGUUGAAGAUAAAGAUUUGUCGAAUACAAACUCGGAAAAGAAUGUUUUCCUUCCAUUCGGGAUUGGACCAAAAGAAUGCGUUGGUAGAUGGUUGGCGAAAGUUGAAAUGGAAGUUAUCAUCGCAAAAUUGAUCUUGAACUAUUCAUUUAAACGCGCUAAUGGAACAAAAACUUUAGAAGAACUACAAACACGCUGGGAUAUUGCACAACAACCAACAGAUCCUGGAUACAUGCUUUUACUAAAAUCAAUGUCUCCAAUUCAUGUGAUUAUAUCAGGGGCAUCAUCGGUUGGUAAAUCCACAUUAGUCGACGAGUGUAUACAACGUUUCAGUCAAGAUAAAAAGUUGAAAUAUAAGAAAUUUCAGCGUAUUCAAGAAGUUGCACGUACUGUUCUUAAUCGAUUGAAACUGACUGGGAAAGAUUUGCAACACUAUAUUCAAACAAAGAAUUCGAAUGCAUUUUGCAGAACACAGGAACAGAUUAUUAAGGAACAAGUAUCUUACUUUGAUAAACACAAAGAAUCUAAUUACUUAUCGGAUCGAUCUGGUUUCGAUGCCUUAGCAUAUGUUAAUCUCUAUCUUAACGAUAAGCAAAGUGCACAAAGAAUUUUCGACGCCCCAACGUUUCAACACUUGAUUGAUCAAUGUCGACUUGGUUUGAUAUUUAUCGUACAACCACAAGAAGAACUACAAGCACAAAAUGAUGGAAUGAGAAUCGUACCGAGCUAUCGAGAACAAGUUGAGUAUACUCAAGUUUUAGAAUAUUGGUACCAGCAAGCGCAGUUACCGUACUUCGUCAUAGCUGAUCUUGAUAUGACCAAGCGUGUUGAAUUUAUUCAUGAACAUAUCAAUGGUCGAUUUCAUUGGUCAUCGUCCGGAAUGUCAAUCCCGCUAUGUUUGCCAUUCCACUUGGACAAACCGAAAGAUUCGAGUUGUAUACGUUACAUUGGGAUCUUAGAUAAACAAAAUCUUCGAAUUAGCUAUGAGAAAUAUGAUGCGAAUCGUUUAGUAGAAAAAUACGAUCCAUCGUGUUCAAAAAAUAAAUUUCUCUCUNUUAUUCAUGAACAUAUCAAUGGUCGAUUUCAUUGGUCAUCGUCCGGAAUGUCAAUCCCGCUAUGUUUGCCAUUCCACUUGGACAAACCGAAAGAUUCGAGUUGUAUACGUUACAUUGGGAUCUUAGAUAAACAAAAUCUUCGAAUUAGCUAUGAGAAAUAUGAUGCGAAUCGUUUAGUAGAAAAAUACGAUCCAUCGUGUUCAAAAAAUAAAUUUCUCUCUAUUGCUUUUGACCAAAAAUUGGAUAAUGAAUUUGUUGAGCAGGUUUUAUCCAAUGUAGUUCGAAUCAAUGAUGAAAUCUAUCAUUUUAUUGGUCAUAGCAACAGUCAACUAAAAAGUCGAUCUUGUUAUUUAUAUGCUGGACCAAUCGAUGAAAUAGAAAAAAUACUUAAUGAUAAUGGAGAUUUUCAGAAGAUCAAGAAUUUAAGCAAACGUGUUGCUCGAAUUGGACUUUUAUUUUCAAGUUGUACACCAUCAAUUCACAUCGAAUCGGAUCAUGUUGUCGAUAUCGAUGAUGUCGAAAGAAAUGGAUACACUUUCACUGAUGGUUGUGGAAUUAUUGGUCGAAAAUUAGCAAAGGAAAUCGUUCCGUAUUUAUCUGGUUUCAAAAAACCAAUGUUGACAAUAGAUGAAGAUAACUCCCACGAAGAAAAUCCGUGUCCCUGCGCAUUUCAAAUUCGUUAUCAAGGUUAUAAAGGUGUUCUGAUGAUCAAUGAUGACGAUAAUGACGAUGCCAUUCGAGUUCGUCCAUCGAUGAAGAAAUUCACCGGAACGAUAAGUACUUGUUUAUGCGUGUGCGAUGAUGGAUACUCCGGACCGAGACUUGGCUUUCUUAUCAAACAAUUCAUCAUUCUUCUGUCUGGAUUGAACAUUCCAGAUGAAAUAUUUCUCAAGAAACAAGAAGAAUCCUUCCGAGAUAUUGUUCAUAUGUGUGAUGAUAUGAAUAUCGCUUUGAAGUAUUGCCUUUAUUUCGAUCGAAUCGAUUUAGUUCAUCAUUUGUUGGCGAAUAAUAUCGAAGUUGUUCAAACACAAGUGCAAUCAAUGCAGAAAAAGGCGUUGGAAUCGGUGGAGAAAUUGAAAAUUCCCAUAACAAAAUCGCGUUUAGCCUUUGGAGUUUGUGAUCCAUACGGAAUUUUAAAGCCCGAUGAAGUUUAUUUUCGUCCGACGUUCAACGGACGACAACUGAUGCUCGAUUCGAAAAUUUGUUUCGUGGCCAAAUCUCCCAGUUAUCAUCUAGGGGACAUUCUCGUUCUAAAAUUAACCUCAUACAAACAAUUGGAACAUCUCUACGAUGUGGUCGUUUUCUCAACAAACGGCGCUCGUCCGCGUCCGAACGAAAUCGCUGGAAGUGAUUUAGAUGGCGACAAGUAUUUGAUUUGUUGGGACAACGAUCUAAUUCCGAAAAAGAUCAAUAAGCCAAUGGACUAUAGUUCAACUGCAAAAGCGCAGGAAUCAGCGUUGAUCGAAAGAAAAGAUCGCAUAGCUCAGUUCGCUAGUGCGCAGAAAAACAAUCAAUCGGGCUUAAUUGAUAAGUAUUACAAUUACUGGGCAAAUCGUUUAGGAGUGCAAUCCAUACAAUGUCGGAGAUUAGCGGAAUUGUUUUCUCAAGCGGUCGAUGCGCCGAAAACUGGACAAAAGAUUCGCGUUCCAGCCGAAUUAAAACCGCCAAGAAGCGAAGAAUCAUCGAAUACAACCACCGCAGGAAGCAACACAGCUGAAGGAGAAGAAUAUGUUUGGAUGAAAAUGUUGAAUAAUGCGAAGAAAUUUCGUGAUGAAUUUCAAACGAAAUUACUUACUGAAAAUCGAUAUACAGGUCUAUCCAAGACUACAUUAUUGAACAUCUUCUAUGAACGGCGAUGUCCAUCAUUAUUAACUUACAACAAUACUCAAUCGUUGAAUGAAUAUGAGUUGAUCGUUUCAACAAUAAAGUGGAUUAAUGAGCAGGAAGACUCCGAUGAACUUCUUCGAACUUUCAUUUAUUUGUUCGAUUUCAGUCAACUAACAAUGAAACAAAAACAAGACAUUGAACUGUCUUUGAAAAUUCCUCGAUUAUAUCUCUACUCAAUCUUGAAUAAAUCGAAAAUUCUAUCGAAUGACCUGAUCGACAAGUAUCAUUUGUCUCAAACAUCAUUAUCAUGGAGAUUAUUCUACACAUCUCCGAAAUUAUUUCAAAUGGAAUCUCAAAUUGAAUAUGAACAAACAUUUCAACCGAUGAUUUAUGUUUUAAAACAGAAUUCUUCACAUGAAAGAACGUUAAUUUGUAUUUCAAUUAAUGAUACCCUUACAUUAGUUUUGGAUAUUUACCAAAAUGCCCUUUCUCUAGUAACUGAACAAAUAAAUUCAAAUCAAUCAUCGACUUUAUGGCAAAUUCGAGCAGGACUUUGUUAUGCAUAUCUGGAAUCAAAAUUGUAUUCAAUUCGAAGAAAAUUUCUUUUCGAUAAUGAUUAUUUCAUUAAAAUAAGCGAAGAUCGUCUACAAAUUUAUCAAAACGAUCCCCGCAAUUCAUUUAUUGUUUUCAUGUAUGACACAAAUAAAGAAAAUAAGAUAAUUAGUGUGGAUUUAACUCGAUUCGAUCGAAAUAUUUUACGCGAACGUCAACAUCCGAAAGUCAAUCGGCAUGAAUUUCAUUAUUUCGAAAUCUUUGUCUUAUCAAACGAUCAACAAAUCUCGUCGAGUUAUUAUCCAAUCAUCAGUUAUUAUGACGAAGAAUAUUUUACACAGAACUAUUUCAAUCCGCGAGUUGAAAAUUACGAAUACGUUGAAUAUCUGACCGAACAAGAUAAAGACGAAGAAGAAAAAUAUAAGAAUGAACAAAAGCGAAUGGAAGAGAAACGAAAAGAAUUUCAAACAGAAUUUGAAAAGAUUUCAUUGGAAAAUGCGGAGAACUUAUUGAAAAGUUUCAUGUCAGUUCAUGACACGGAAUAUCUGUGUAAAAUAUGGAAUUAUUUAAAGGAUAAUCAUGUGGAUAUGGAAAUGAUCAAUGAGGAAAUUCUCAAUUAUUUUUUCCGAGAGAUUCACUCGAUGUUGAAUGGUUCGAUUCAUCGAUUAUCUAUCGAUGAAAGUUGGUUUCACGAUUUAAUCAUUUCCUUCAUUCAUAUUGAAAACAAAAAUGCAAAGAUUUUCAAUCAGCUCUUUCAAUCAACGAAAAAACUGAACUCAAAACUCAAAGAUAAAAGUCAACCAUCGUACAUUCCGUACUUAGGAAGAAUAUUGCAACGUUUGUUCAAAGAGAAUUUUCACGACAUCGAUCAUUUUUACUCGAUCAACAACGAAUUCAUCUACCAUUUAUACUUAUCCAUAUUAUUAGGAAACAAUUACAACACAGAUGACGUGUCCUUAAAUUAUCUUUCAGAAAUUUCUUCUCUAACAAAUAUUCAAUUAACAUUGAAACAACUGAUUGAUUUAAUUCGUUCGUGUCUAAUGACGAAGGACUCGGACAUUUGUUUGAAAUUUCUCGACAGUCUAUUAAAUCUUUCCAUGUCGAACCAAGAGCAACAUUCACCUGCGAUAAUCGACUAUAUAAAACAGUUUUUAUCGAUGAUUGUUCGAACAACGGUUUACGAUCUCGACGAAAUCGAUAGAAGAAUUCGAUUAAAACCAGAGAUUUUGAUUCGAAAUGGCGAAACNAUUCGUUCGUGUCUAAUGACGAAGGACUCGGACAUUUGUUUGAAAUUUCUCGACAGUCUAUUAAAUCUUUCCAUGUCGAACCAAGAGCAACAUUCACCUGCGAUAAUCGACUAUAUAAAACAGUUUUUAUCGAUGAUUGUUCGAACAACGGUUUACGAUCUCGACGAAAUCGAUAGAAGAAUUCGAUUAAAACCAGAGAUUUUGAUUCGAAAUGGCGAAACGAUUCUCAAUUUACGAGCAAAAUUCAUAAAGAAGAAAAACGAUGAAGAGGACACACAGACGAACAAUGACGACGAAAGUAACGUUGAAGAAAAUAACGAGGCGAUAUUUCAAUUCGAAGAAUAUCAUUAUGAAAAAAUUCCUUCGCAUCAUUUCAAUAUCGGUGAUUCAAUUGCAUUGAUCGAUCAAGAAGAGUUGAAUGAUUAUCUCGGCAAACAGAAUCGAACUGAUGAAAAACCACCAUUACGUUUAUUUUAUCAAUCAUUUGGAAUUAUUUUAAGUAUUCAUCCAAUUUUGCAAAUCAAAUUCCCAUAUUUUCCCAGUUCGUUAACGAAUAACAAUUAUUUAAAUCGUCAAAAACUCUUCCGUUUGGAACGCUUACCGAACUUCGUCACAUUGAAUCGAUCAAUUGACGCAUUUGAAAAACUCAUUGAUAAUCAAGAUUAUUUAAUCAUUAAACCAUUGUUGAAUUUAUCUGAUGAUCUCAACAGUGAUCAAUUGAAAAACUAUGCCGAAGAAAAGGUGAAGAAACUCGAAGAUCAGUUCCAUAAUGAUAAUGAAUACAAACAAGCAAAUUUGAACGACAGCCAACGACAGGCGAUUGAAAAUGCACUUGAAAAUCGUUUAACAUUGAUUCAAGGACCGCCAGGAACUGGAAAAACAGAAACAUCAGCAUGGAUCAUUCAUCUAUGGUUGAGAAAUUUUGCACAAGACAACCAACCGAUUUUAGUUUGUGCUGAAACACACCAAGCAGUUGAUAAUCUAACGCGACGAUUGAUUAAAUACCAGUAUCGACUAGUUCGAUAUGGAGAACCGCGAACCGUGGCUCCGGAUCUUCACGAAUAUACAAUGCCUCGGCAGAUUGAAUUGAUUCGACGUGAAAAGCAAAAAUCAAAUCCAAAUCUUCCAUCCAAAUCUUUAUUUGGUCCACCACGACCGAAAGAAAUCCGCGAAGUUUUGUCGAACUGUCAGAUUCUAUGUAUGACUUGCUCCGGUGUUGGAAUCUUAGAACCAUCGUUGAAAUUUCCAUUCAUUUUGAUUGACGAAGCAUCUCAAAUUACUGAACCAAAUAUUCUCAUUUCAUUAGUACGAAUUACCGAUCAAAUUGUUCUUGUCGGUGAUCAAAAGCAACUACCACCUAUUAUCAAAAUGACUGCAGCAAAACAAUUAUUAGAACGAUCAUUCUUCCAACGUUUGUUAGAAAAUGUUCGUAUUAGCUCGAUCAUGUUAAACACCCAAUACCGAAUGCACCCGAGAUUGAUCGAUUUUCCAUCGCGUAUGUUUUAUAAGAAUCUCCUACGAAGUGGUGUUACACCUGAAGAUAGACCGACGCCAAAAGAAAUCCAAUUUAUUGAUCCAAAGGUUCCAUUGAUGUUUGUUGAUGUUGAUCAAGGCUCUGAGACACUUCAGGGGUCAAAUAUCUAUAAUAAACGAGAAGUGGAGAUGGUUUGCCAGACAAUUCAAACACUAUUACCUUCACAGAAACCAGAUUUAUCUCCAAUGGAUAUUGGGGUGAUUACACCGUAUACAAAACAAGUCAAGGAGAUAGCUGAAAAACUAUUGAACACGACUCCGAAAGGUGUCGAAGUUCGAACAGUUGAUGGCUUUCAAGGACGGGAAAAGGAGAUCAUUCUCAUUUCAUUAGUGCGAUCAAAUGACGAGAACGAGAUUGGAUUUUUAACCAGCGAACAACGAAUGAAUGUGCUUUUAACGCGAGCAAAACGAGCAAUGAUCGUUUUCGGAAAUAGAAAAACCCUGAUGUCAAAUUCUCUUUGGAAACAAUGGAUUGAAAGUGUACCAAAUAUCAAUGCAGAUCAAUUUAUCCAAAAUUGUUUAUCAAAGCAAGUCAAUGUACAGCAACCUUCUUCAAAUCAUCAAGCACAAUAUCGAAAUUCCAAUCGACGACGGAGAUAA